Messenger RNA from Daldinia vernicosa, 701 nucleotides. RefSeq lists its product as uncharacterized. Bases 102 to 476 code for a protein of 124 amino acids. The transcript has 2 exons. The record is from RefSeq and is a predicted model, not a curated record. NCBI's taxonomy places the organism in Eukaryota, Fungi, Ascomycota, Sordariomycetes, Xylariales, Hypoxylaceae.
GAUAUCUGUCACGCAAACCUGACCGGUAGAGACUCGAAUUAGAUUUAGCAAGGGGGAUAAGGGGUAUCGAAAAGAAAGAAAAAAGGCAAAUAAUAGCCAAGAUGGAGUACUUGACAAAAGAGCCCGAGAACCUUAACGCUGUUCAGCGGUUCGGUCGCUGGCUUCGGUUGAAGCAGUACCAGAUCGAGGUCACGUUCGGUGUCUACAUGUUUACGUCGGCCGAGCGAUUUAUAUUUUGGUCUGUCGUGUUCCUCUUGUGCAGUCUAUUGACCAUCGCCGUCGUACUCUACCUCCCCCAGCAUCUCCUCUUCAUUGUCAGCCGCGCCUGGUUCUACGUCAACGGCGGCGACAGUGGGGUUGCAUCCAACGUGGUCGCAGGCAAUAAGGACGCAUUAUCACUAGCAACUUCAUCUAUGGCCAAGACUAUGGCGGCAGCGGCUACCGAGACGGCCGAAUAUAUGAACCGAGAAUUAUGAUAGACACGGACGAUGCCUCGGGCAUAUUUCUCUUGUGCGGACCAGCAGACGACGACGAAUGAUAUAAUAAUGGUAAUCAGUGGUGCUUGUGUAUAUGGUGCAGCCCGGUCUACGAGUGAUGGGAUGAGGCGUUAAUAUGUUUUGAGUGAGGUAAUUUGGCGUUUAAAUCGAUAGAUUUGUAUCAAUGGGCUCGCGGAUGCCUUCCAAGAAGCCCAUUAGGGGGAC